Molecule: messenger RNA, 1965 nt
Organism: Neoarthrinium moseri
Lineage: Eukaryota; Fungi; Ascomycota; Sordariomycetes; Amphisphaeriales; Apiosporaceae
Exons: 1
Coding region: 1-1965 (654 amino acids)
Molecular function (GO): protein binding
Source: RefSeq, a predicted model, not a curated record
AUGGUCAAUAUUGGUGCACUAAGCUUGGAAGAACGACCAAAGCUCGAGUCUCUGCCGCUGCUGCCUCUGGACAUUCUACUCAUCAUUUUCUCGCACCUGGACACUGCCCGCACUGUUGCGAGCCUUGGUGCAACAUGCAAGACGCUGCAUAAAGUCGUCAAGUCGAACGGCUGGCGCGUAUUCGUCCGGAGCCACUUCCCCAGCCUGCAACUCCCCGCGUCCAUCGCGGACAAGGACUGGAGAGCCUGGGGCCGGGAUUUGACCUGGCAGUCGCGCGCUUGGGACAGACGUGCAUUUACUCUGGCCACGCUGGUUCCACCGGUGAAGCAACAACAGCAGCAGUCGCAAAAUGCCCGGGGUCACAGUAACCGAUUCAGAGCUCAGACUGUCCCAUGUCACAUUGUCGUUGAUGCAAAGGUCAAGACCGAGGGCAGACGCCGUACGGAGAUCGUCGCCUGGGGUGCCGGAGAGGACGUCACAGUCCGAUCUCGACAGAUAGGGCGUUCAGCAUCUCGGGCAGAGCAAUGGACAAGCAUCGAAGGGUCGUCUUUGGGCUUUACUAGCGGCAAAGACGAUGUCACCUCGAUUUACAUACUGGAUUCAUCAGCCAGAGCCGGCGCAGGGCUGGUGGUUGGUCGAGCAAGUGGCGAUCUACGGUUGCAUUCCUUGGACCCUGAUAGCAUCGGGCAGGCAACUGCAACUUUGCGGCCCCAAGUGACUGCGGAGCCUGGCCUCGAACAAAGGGAGAUACAGUCUUGCGAUUUUGAUAGCUCUCAAAAUACUCUGGCUGUGAAUACCAAGGAUAGCACUCUUCUGUAUCGCCUUGGGCAACAACAGGAUGGCGACCAAACUUCAAAUGGAGUUCAAGGGCAAGAUAUCGACCCAAGCGAGGCUAUAUCGUUGAGAGCGAUGUCUGGAUCAAAGCCUUUCAAGUUCUUACGCUCGGUCAAAUUCAUGGGAAAUGGGGACCUUGCCCUGGGUGUGGCCAGUAGUCUGGAGCCCUUGCGCUACCUCACACCAACCCCCUCUGGUCUCGAGCUUGUGUCCGCGGCCAAGAUGCAGCCCUCUGACAGAUGCAUAGAGUCGUAUCUAAACAAUGGCCAGGAACUCGAAACAGUACGCGACAUUCUCCCCGUCAGCGCCGGUUCUAUGGCCGGAGGGCGCGGUAGUGUGGUCCUCAGUUCAUACGACGAUGGUACGGUGCGACUCCAGGAUCUCCGAACGUCCUCUGCCAUCGACACGAUAUAUCAAGAUCACUUUGAGGUAAUGACGCCCGUCGGGCCUCUUGCAGCAUACGGUACGGAGCGGUUCAUCGCAGGCAGCGCAAGAUCGGCCAUUCUCAAAAUCUUUGACUUUCGAUGGACCAAGGGAUACUGCUACACGGACGCGUUGCCGUGCGGCGCAGCGCCGCUGCUUCCAACGCCGAAGCCGCCUACCGUCGUGUCGCCUCCCUAUUAUUCAGGAGUAGCAGGGAGGUGCGACCACAUGUCCGGACGGCUCUGCCAACGCCACGCCUUGUCGAGGACCGACUUCUACCGCCCGAACUGCAGCAUCUACCUGCCCCUGGUUAGCCAGCUCGCCUCGCCGGUCUACUCCCUGGCGAAGGUGUCCGAUUCGUCCCCCACCGUCUACGCGGGCCUGGCUGGCGAGCUGGUGGAGAUGAACCUGCGCGACAGCGGCGAGAGCAGAAGGGAGCCAGCGGCCAAGCCGAAGCGCCAGGCCAAGCAGGCCCGCGCCGGCUACAGCUACCACGAGAGCUUGGCCAACAUGCUCGAGACGGGAGACGGGAUCGCCCUGGCCGACGUCAGCAAAAGCCAACGUGUGCCUGAGAUACGAAAGCAAGCCCAUCACUCCAAGUCCGCCUCCAUGCAGGGGAUGUACCGGCUGGACGACCUCUUUGUGUCCAAUAUACAGUACAAUCAACGGGGGUAUGCGUCUGACGAUAGACCAGUUAUUGCUAGCUGA